This is a messenger RNA of Acanthamoeba castellanii str. Neff, 813 nucleotides long. RefSeq names its product NADH:ubiquinone oxidoreductase 24 kDa subunit. Gene Ontology annotation, biological process: mitochondrial electron transport, NADH to ubiquinone. The transcript is spliced from 5 exons. The record is from RefSeq and is a predicted model, not a curated record. NCBI's taxonomy places the organism in Eukaryota, Discosea, Longamoebia, Acanthamoebidae. Gene Ontology annotation, molecular function: NADH dehydrogenase activity. The coding region runs from base 1 to 813 and encodes 270 amino acids.
AUGAGGCGUGCGACUUCCUCCCUUUCGGCCGUCCCGGCUCUCCGUACCACCGGCAUGCGGGCGACCUCUUCGCUCUUCACUUCCUCCUCAUCGGCGGCCAUGCUCAAGAGCAGGACUCUUCACUCUUCAGUCCCGCGCCAAGGCGACCACGGUGGUCUCUCGCAGCACCGAGACACGCCUGACAACACCAUCGACACGCCGUUCGACUUCACCGAGGCCAACACCGUCGAGAUUAAGAAGAUCCUGGCCAAGUACCCGGUCAACUACAAGCAGGCGGCCACCAUCCCGCUGCUCCACCUGGCUCAGUACCAGACCGGCGGCUGGGUGCCUCUCGCCGCCAUGAACAAGAUCGCCAAGAUCCUUGAGAUCCCGCCCAUGAAGGUCUACGAGGUCGCCACCUUCUACACCAUGUUCAACAGGACGAAGGUGGGCAAGUACCACGUGCAGCUGUGCACCACGACGCCGUGCCAGCUGGGCGGCUGCGGCUCGACCGUGAUCCUCGAGACCAUCAAGAAGCACCUCAACAUCGGAGUUGGAGAGACGACCGCCGACGGCCUGUUCACCCUGACCGAGGUCGAGUGCCUGGGUGCCUGCGUGAACGCCCCCAUGCUCCAGAUCGGCGACGACUAUUUUGAGGAUCUCACGCCUGAGUCUACGGUGGCGCUGUUGGAGACGCUGAAGGCCGGAAAGACGCCCAAGGUGGGUCCCCAGACCGGCGGCCGCAAGAACUGCGAGGGUCCGCAGGGCAAGACCACCCUCUUCGCCGCCCCGGCCGGCCCCUACUGCCGACCCGACCUUGAGACCUGCGCUUAA